Messenger RNA from Ochotona princeps (American pika), 1328 nucleotides. Its product is annotated as E3 ubiquitin-protein ligase TRIM31-like. Gene Ontology annotation, molecular function: zinc ion binding. The record is from RefSeq and is a predicted model, not a curated record. NCBI's taxonomy places the organism in Eukaryota, Metazoa, Chordata, Mammalia, Lagomorpha, Ochotonidae. The transcript has 4 exons. Bases 234 to 1031 code for a protein of 265 amino acids.
CCCAAGCAGUAAAGAAGAGGAUUGUCCGAUUCCCCUUCCAGAAUGCUCGCUGGAUUGAAAUCCUUACUCCUUUGGAUCAGCUUUUCCCCCUCUUCUUUUCCUCCUGCCUUGCUCCAGUGGCUGACUGACAGACUCUGACUUCUACCUGCUCUUUUUCCUUCUCCCUUCCCACAGCAGUGCCCACUGCCAACUUGCUGAUUCCUGAAGGUGUGGGUCAGCCUGAAUGCUCUGUCAUGGCCAGCCACUGGUUUUCCACUGACCUUCAGCAGGAAGUGAGCUGCCCCAUCUGCCUGGACAUUCUGCAGGACCCUGUCACCAUUGACUGUGGGCACAACUUCUGCCAUGGUUGCAUCACUCAGCUUAGGAAAACUUCUGAAAAUUUCCUCCAAUGUCCCAUCUGCAAAAGUUCCAUGAGAAAGGACACAUUCUCACCCAAUUGGCUGUUGGGGAAUCUGGUGGAGAGAAUCCAAGCUAUAAACUUCUCUGAGAGGUGGUCAGAAGAGGAGGAGCUGAGAUGUCCAAAGCAUGGAGAGAAGCUGCACUACUUCUGUGAGGAGGAUGGGGAACUUCUCUGUGUGGUGUGUCAUGACUCCAAGGACCACAAAUCCCAUAACACCAGAGUGAUAGAAGAAGCUGCCCAGCAUCACCAGGAGCAGAUCCAGUUACAUAUGGGGGUCUUGCAGCAAAAGAAGCAGUUAUACUCAAAUGAUCAAGAUGAAGAAAAGAUCUCUACCUUCGUGGCCCAGGUGAAGUUUGAGAAACAACGGAUCCAGACAGAAUUCAAGCACCUGCAACAGGUACUAGAGGAGGAGAAGAACGUCCUCCUGUCAAGCAUCGAGUGGCUGGAAAAAGAGGGCAUCAAGGAAUGUGAAAACUACAGUGCUGUCACCCAGGCACAGUUCAGCUCACUCAAGGAUUCCCUGACGUCCAAGCAGCAGAUGCCACCCAGACAGCUGCCGCAGGACAUCAAAGGCACCUUGCACAGGUAUGAGGGCCAUCCCACAUGCAUGUUGCCCCUGAAUCAUUGCUAAGUUCUGUUCCCAACAUAGCUUCAGAUACCCUCAACAUUCCCCAUUCACCAACACCCACACUCAUAGUUUGCAGUCAGAGGUUUAGGUUGCAGAGAAGAUCUGAGCUGAGCAAACGAGUUGGCUAGGAGAGUCCUGAGCUGUUCUCCCCAUCUCUCAGUGCCUCCUGCAGGCCCCCUGCUCAGCUGGAUGCCUCCUGGUCCUCUCUCCCUGCCCCACUGCUUUUCUCCUCUCCCCUUCACUUCCAAGUCUCCUUGGGCAGCUUCUCACUGCAGCCCCAUCAGUAGUGCCCACCUGCUG